Molecule: messenger RNA, 1006 nt
Organism: Aspergillus wentii DTO 134E9
Lineage: Eukaryota; Fungi; Ascomycota; Eurotiomycetes; Eurotiales; Aspergillaceae
Exons: 2
Coding region: 1-558 (185 amino acids)
Source: RefSeq, a predicted model, not a curated record
AUGUGGUUGUGGGACGCGCUGCUGGCGUUUCUUGCCACGCUAUUCGGGGUUUUCAUCAUCCUGGCUAUUAUCAAGACAGAUAUUCUGUGGGAGAUUGACGCCUACUUGAGAGAAAGGUCAUCACGUCGCAGGCAUAUUCUCAAUAACAGCAUGACUAUAAAAUCAUGGAUCGCCAACAACCAGGAAUUCGACGCAUUCCUACAGCGGGAGGUUUAUCUAUUGGAAAACAGAGAAAUGCUGAAACCAAAGGCAGCCUCAGGUAGCCUCAGUCAGAAUCAAGAGAAGUUAUUAGGGAAGAUUGAAGGGGAGCUCAAGCAAAGAAAGCGGCAUCUGUGGACAACUUGCCAAGGGUUUUCCAAAUUGCAAUCAGGAAUCACUCGGGGGGUCUAUAUUGAAGAGUUCUGCAGACAAAUCAAGACGGCGGAGCAGACGAGGAAAUGGAGUAUAGAUCGACGUGCUUGUCAACUCCGUCAAGACUGCUGUGACCGUGGCUGUGGAUGCUGUAAAAGACCUCGUCGGGCUCCAGGGCAAACCGAAGCCUUUGCAGUUGCGGAUUAGCCACACUGUACAAUUGAGUGUGGCUGUUGUAUUCGAUGGAGGAGGUUUCGCUGAGCUUGAUUGGUGUUGAGUGAGGAUUCGAUUAGAUUGUGAUGAUGGUGCAAUGCGUUUCUGGCUCAAAUAUCAAAUAUUGCUGCUUUCUUUGUUGAAUAGUAUUCUAGCCAUAAAUCUUUUGCAAUAUCGAGCCAUGGAGCUUCAUUGCUUUGGGGAAAUCGUCGAGCUCCGUCUGAAAUGUCAACAGCUCUUUAUUUUUUAAGCAUAAACAAAUUCAUUUCUACUGAUUUAAUCAAUUUCUUAGAGGAAUACUUGCCUUCCAAAUUCCUGCCUCGAAAAGGAACCAGCAGCGAUUGCUUUUUUGAAUAUACAAUGCAGUGCAGGCAGAGGAGGAUGCUCAGGUGCGCCAUGAGACCACGGACAUCUAGGCUGCAUAUGAUUCAUACAACAGGUU